This is a messenger RNA of Elephantulus edwardii (Cape elephant shrew), 1818 nucleotides long. RefSeq names its product apoptosis-inducing factor, mitochondrion-associated, 3 (gene AIFM3). The record is from RefSeq and is a predicted model, not a curated record. The transcript has 20 exons. Bases 1 to 1818 code for a protein of 605 amino acids. Gene Ontology annotation, biological process: execution phase of apoptosis. Gene Ontology annotation, cellular component: cytoplasm; mitochondrion. Gene Ontology annotation, molecular function: 2 iron, 2 sulfur cluster binding; flavin adenine dinucleotide binding; oxidoreductase activity, acting on NAD(P)H. Lineage: Eukaryota; Metazoa; Chordata; Mammalia; Macroscelidea; Macroscelididae.
AUGGGUGGCUGCUUCUCCAAGCCCAAGCCAGUGGAGCUCAAGAUUGAAGUGGUGCUUCCAGAGAAGGAACGGAGCAAAGAGGAGCUGGCGGCCAGCACCAAGGGCAGUCCCCGGGCUUACCAGGGCAACAGCACAGCCCGCCACUUCCAUGCUGAGGAGCGACUGCCCAGCCCACAUCCCUACCCUGGCGCCCAGGAUUACGUGGAGGCAGCUGUCUGUCACAUCAAGGACCUCGAGAAUGGCCAGAUUCGAGAGGUGGAGCUGGGCUGGGGGAAGGUGCUACUGGUGAAGGACAAUGGCGAAUUCCACGCCCUGGGCCACAAGUGUCCACAUUACGGGGCACCCCUGGUGAAAGGUGUGCUGUCCCGCGGCCGGGUGCGCUGCCCUUGGCAUGGAGCCUGCUUCAACAUCAGCACCGGGGACCUGGAGGACUUCCCAGGCCUGGACAGUCUGCACAAGUUCCAGGUGAAGAUUGAGAAGGAGAAGGUGUAUGUGCGGGCCAGCAAGCAGGCCCUGCAGCUGCAGCGAAGGACCAAGGUGAUGGCCAAGUGUAUCUCGCCAAGUGCUGGCCACAGCGGCAGCACCAAUGUGCUCAUUGUGGGCGCAGGCGCAGCUGGCCUGGUGUGCGCUGAGACCCUGCGGCAGGAGGGCUUCUCCGACCGAAUCAUCCUGUGCACGCUGGACCGGCAUCUUCCCUAUGACCGGCCCAAGCUCAGCAAGUCCCUGGAUGCACAGCCGGAGCAGCUGGCUCUGAGGCCAAAGGAAUUCUUCCGCACCUAUGGCAUCGAGGUGCUCACCGAGGCCCAGGUGGUUACUGUUGAUGUGAAGAAUAAGAAAGUAGUUUUCAAGGAUGGCUUCAAACUGGAAUACAGCAAGCUGCUGCUGGCACCGGGGAGCAGCCCAAAGACCCUGAGCUGCAGGGGCAAGGAGGUGGAGAAUGUGUUCACCAUCCGGACCCCCGAGGAUGCCAACCGCGUGGUGAGGCUGGCAUGGGGCCGCAAUGCUGUCAUCGUGGGAGCUGGAUUCCUGGGAAUGGAGGUGGCUGCCUACCUGACUGAGAAGGCCCAUUCAGUGUCUGUGGUAGAGCUGGAGGAGACCCCUUUCCGGCGGUUCCUGGGAGAGCGUGUUGGUCGGGCCCUCAUGAAGAUGUUUGAGAACAACCGGGUGAAGUUCUACAUGCAGACGGAAGUAUCUGAACUUCGGGCCCAGGAGGGCAAGCUGAAGGAGGUCGUGCUGAAGAGCAGCAAGGUGGUACGGGCAGAUGUCUGCGUGGUGGGCAUCGGUGCGACACCGGCCACUGGCUUCCUGAGGCAGAGUGGCAUCUCUCUGGACUCCCGAGGCUUCAUCCCAGUCAAUAAGAUGAUGCAGACCAGUGUUCCAGGUGUGUUUGCAGCUGGAGAUGCUGUCACGUUCCCCCUCAUCUGGAGGAACAACAGGAAAGUGAACAUCCCACACUGGCAGAUGGCACAUGCCCAGGGACGGGUGGCUGCCCAGAACAUGCUGGCACAGGAGGCAGAGAUCAGCACAGUGCCCUACCUCUGGACUGCCAUGUUUGGCAAGAGCCUGCGCUAUGCAGGUUAUGGAGAAGGAUUCGAUGAUGUCAUCAUUCAGGGGGACCUGGAGGAGCUCAAGUUUGUGGCUUUUUACACCAAAGGUGAUGAGGUGAUUGCUGUGGCCAGCAUGAACUACGACCCUAUCGUGUCCAAGGUGGCUGAGGUGCUGGCCUCGGGCCGAACCAUCCGGAAGCGGGAAGUGGAGCUGUUUGUGCUGCACAGCAAGACUGGCGACAUGUCCUGGCUCACAGGGAAAGGAUCCUGA